GCACUGCUGGCCUCCGAAGAGCUGGAGCCAGUUUUGGCCAGCCCAAUCUCCGCCUGUGUGAGAGUGUGAAGAUUCCUGAAAGCAUUUCACUCUUGUGCAGGACCUAAACAUGAAUGCAGAGGCUUUGAUCAACUCUGUCUCAGUUUCUUGUUUCCUGCUUUUGCUCACUGCCAUUGAGGAAAGUUUACUGCAUUCUCUGAGGCAGGUGGGCGGAGUGUGCAAGAUCUCCUCCGAGUCCUCGCAGAGACGCUGUCGGACCCCCGAUGGGCUGAUCUGCAAUGGGAGGGGAGAGUGCCGGUGUGGGGUGUGCAUCUGCCAAGUGGCGGACCCCGGGAAGUACUACGGGCCACGGUGUGAAUGCCACGACUGGGUCUGUGCGACAUAUGAUGGGAAGACCUGUGGUGGUCACGGCAUAUGCGACUGUGGUAAAUGCCUGUGUGAAGACGGCUGGUCGGGGGAAGCGUGCCAGCACCCAGAGAGCUGCCAGCUUUCAGGACGAGAGAGCAGAGAGAUGUGCCGCGACGCUCAGGGGGUGGUGUGCUCCAAGGCAGGAAAGUGUCAGUGCGGUAGAUGCGUGUGCCAUGACCCCGAUGGCAAAGCCCUCGUCACCGGCCGGCACUGUGAGUGCGACGACAGCCAAUGCAUGGACGAGGACACGGGAGAGGUGUGUGGAGGCCAUGGGAAGUGUUACUGUGGAAACUGUUACUGCUCGGCCGGUUGGCAUGGAGAUAAAUGUGAAUUCCAGUGCGACAUCAGCCCAUGGGAGAGCAAGCGGCAAUGCACGUCGCUGGACGGCAAGAUCUGCAGCAACAGAGGGACGUGCGUAUGUGGGGAAUGUACAUGCUAUGAUGUAGACCCGUCGGGAGACUGGGGUGACAUCCACGGAGACACCUGCGAGUGCGACGAGAGGAACUGCCAUGCAACAUACGACAGAUACGCCGACGAUUUCUGCUCCGGUCACGGUCACUGUAACUGCGGGAGGUGUAACUGCAAAGAAGGCUGGACGGGGAAGAAGUGCGAGCACCCUCUCUCCUGCGGCCUCUCGGCGGAGGCCAGUCUGAAGAAGUGCCGAGGCAGCUCCAGCCUGCCCUGCUUCGGCCGAGGCCAGUGCUUGUGUGGACAGUGCACAUGCUAUCCACCAGGAGACAGCCGUGUUCACGGCAAGAACUGUGAGUGUGAUGACCGGCAGUGCGAGGAUAUGUAUGGAGACAUAUGUGGUGGACAUGGCUUUUGCUCCUGCGGCCGCUGUAUCUGUGGUGACGGAUGGUUUGGGAAGCACUGCCGGUUCCCCCGCACCUGUGACGUGUCUGACGCACAGAGCAAGAGCCUGUGUGAGAUGGCCAACGGUGUCAUUUGCUCCGGGAAAGGCUCUUGCCACUGCGGGAGGUGCAUCUGUUCACCACGGGAGUGGUACGUUUCUGGAGAAUUCUGCGAAUGCGACGACAGGGACUGCGACCAGCACGAUGGCUUGAUCUGUACAGGCAACGGUGUGUGCAACUGUGGAACCUGCGAGUGCUGGGAAGGUUGGACAGGAAAUGCCUGCGAAAUCUGGGUGGGAGAGGAAUACUAAUGUGGACAGAAACUUUCUGAAGACUGUUUUUAUGUUGGCAGCAAAAAGGCUGCUGCAGCAAGAUCAUACCAGGGCACGGGAAUGACGGGAGAGGCCGGAAGCAACCUGGGAAAGAUUUCUACAUUUUACUUAUAUAACAGCAUUCAUUGUACAAGUUACAAUUUUUCUUUAUUUAAAUGAUGUUCUGGGAGGGGGUUGUUUGUUGUGGUUUUUGUGGGGGUAACAGACAUUGGUUCUUAGACAAAUGACCAUGUAACCCUUUAUAUGUUUCAAAUACAACUAUAUGUAUGAAAGUUGUUAAUAGGAAUGCUUAAAAAGCUUGCAGAGUGACAUAGGAUAAGAAGAGGAAGUACAUGAGCAGGGUCUAAACAAUAAUAGACGAAGGAUAAACCUAUUGAGAUUAUUAUUUGUCUGAUUAUGAUAGAUGAUAUUAGAAACUUGAUCCUGUCGUAUUUGACAAACUGUGCAAUUAUUGUGUUUAAUGGAUAAAGAAGUUAGAUCCUGCACUCAGGUGAGUGGAUCCACAAGCUUUUAUUCCCUUUUGAUAGCCUAAAUGUUGUUUCACUCAACUCAGGAAUCCCUUCAAAAUCACAGAAAACCAGUCCAGAAAUUGUAAGCUGUUCUAAAAUAACUAUUUGAAAAUAUGACAAAAUUGCAUUUUCAUUUUUCAGUGCUUUGAAAUGAACCACUUGACAUACAUUUCCAUAAAUCUAUUAAAUAUCCUUAUCCAAGUAUUUUCUUAGAUUUUUGGAGAAAUUUGUGAGAACAAAUGUCCAUGGGUGGGUGUUCUUAAAUGAAUUUUUAACAAAUAUCAUUGAUGAGAAAUGCCAGGAAUUACAAAAACUUAUGAAUGACAUUAUGAUUUGGUUAUCCCAUGCCAUUUAGUAUUCAACAGUUUCCUUUGUUCCAAUCAUCUAAAUCACUGGUGCAGUAAUAUACUGCACAUAGUAUUGCAUUACGUUUCUUACUGACAUUACAGUACACCUUUAUAUAAAUAUUUUAUUCAACAUGUUGUAUCUCUGUAUACAACAAACACAAUCUGUACAGUGCGGACAAACUCUUUGCAUAUAUGUAUGUAAAAUUAGCAGUACAUACCGACAUUUCUUGAUACACAUAGCCUACAACAUGCAGUUCUUGGAUGCCAACCUUUUCCAUGCAACAAAUGAAACAAUAGUCAAAUAAAGAGUGUAACUAAA
This is a messenger RNA of Electrophorus electricus (electric eel), 2766 nucleotides long. It is a transcript of the gene itgbl1, whose product is annotated as integrin, beta-like 1. Gene Ontology annotation, biological process: cell-cell adhesion; cell-matrix adhesion; integrin-mediated signaling pathway. Lineage: Eukaryota; Metazoa; Chordata; Actinopteri; Gymnotiformes; Gymnotidae. Gene Ontology annotation, molecular function: integrin binding. The record is from RefSeq and is a predicted model, not a curated record. Gene Ontology annotation, cellular component: cell surface; integrin complex; focal adhesion.